GCAACUGGUCCAAUGGGGUUGCCUGAAGUGCUCGUCUCCAGUCCUGGUUCAGUUCUGGGGUUAGUCCUGGUCUUGCUCCUGGUCUACCUGGUCUACAAUAACCUGGAUUCGGACCAGGGACCCCCAGGACCCAAACCGAUUCCAAUCCUGGGGAACCUGCUGCAGAUUGACCUGAAGAAGCCCUACGAGACCCUAACACAGCUUUCUAAACAGUAUGGCCCUGUAUUCACGGUGUGGAUGGGCCCUCAGAAGGUGGUGGUCUUGGCCGGGUACAAGACGGUGAAGGAGGCUCUGGUGAACCAUGCUGAGGUCUUUGGAGACAGACAUGUUCUGCCCAUCACUAAAGACAUGAUGGUCAAGGACAGUUACGGAGUGUUAUGGUCCAAUGGAGAGAAGUGGAGGGAGCUGCGGCGCUUUGCUCUGACAAACCUCAGAGACUUUGGGAUGGGCAAGAGAGUAUGUGAGGACAAGAUCAUAGAGGAAGCCCAGUGUCUCUGCCAGGUCUUCAACGACUUCAGAGGAAAAGCGUUUGACACAACAGAACCGGUGAACUGUGCAGUGUCAAAUAUCAUCUCAUCUCUGGUCUAUGGCAGUCGCUUUGAGUACAACGACCCAGAGUUCACCACUUUACUCAAGUACACCACCACCAACAUACAACUCCUGGGCUCCCCAUCGGUGCAGAUCUAUAACUUGUUCCCGUGGCUCGGGCGUCUGGUGCCGAACAGGAAUAAAAUUUUAAAACAAAGGGAGAAGUCUGAUGAACAAAAUCAAAGGUUUUUUAAGAAACUGAGAGACACUCUGAACCCACAGAUGCCACGAGGCUUUGUGGACGCAUUUAUGCUGCGACAGAAAAAGGAGAGUGGGGUAUCUGACAGUCCAUACCAUGAGAAGAACCUGGCUAGUAUGGUUGUACAGAUGUUUGCAGCAGGAACUGACACCACCUCAACCACUUUGAGAUGGGCCCUGCUCCUCAUGGUCAAGUACCCACACAUCCAGGACCAGGUCCAUGAGGAGAUCUUCAGGGUGAUUGGAACUCGUGAAGUCCAGACUGAGGACAGAAAAGACCUGCCGUUCACUGACGCAGUGAUCCAUGAGACCCAGAGAAUCGCCAACAUUGUUCCACUGUCCCUCCCCCAUCAAACCAGCCAAGACAUCACUUUCCAGAAUUAUUUCAUCAAGAAGGGCACUACAGUGUGGCCGCUCCUCACCUCAGUGCUCUAUGAUGAGAGUGAAUGGGAAAAGCCUCACACUUUCUAUCCAGCUCACUUUCUCCACAAAGACGGAACAUUCAGGAAGAGAGACGCCUUCAUGCCCUUCUCUGCAGGUCGUAGGAUUUGUUUGGGAGAAGGUCUGGCUCGGAUGGAGCUGAUCAUUUUCUUUGUGACCCUGAUGCAGCGUUUCCGGUUCACUGUGCCCCCUGGUGUUAACAAGGAUGAACUGGACCUGACGUCGCGCGUCGGCUUCACUCUGAACCCUGCGCCCCACAAACUCUGUGCCAUCCCCUGUGCUUAGAGACCAGACACACACAGCCGUUUAUAAAGAUGUUGUUUUUUUGUUUUUGUUGUUGUUGUUGUUUUUUUUUGUUUUUUUGGGGGGGGAGGGGGGGGGGGGGGGGGGGGGGGCAAAUUUGAGAUGUCCAAAAUCUAGACCUCAUUACUCUAACAAACAAACUAGAGUUUUGAUCUGAUGGACUCCAAACUGAGGCAGAAUCAUCAGGACAUAUCUGGGGUCAAAAGUUGUUAAAAGAAUUUACAUAAGUCUCAGGGUGUGAUCGUCACUAGCUCUUAACAAAGCGACCAUUUUGAAAACAUAAAAAUCCCUGUAACUCCAAAAAAUUGUCGGAUCUGGAUGAACCCAAUGUAGUAUUUGUGUGUUUGAUGAUCUGGACAUAAUGAUGUGUGAAUUAAACUUGUAUCUUUAAAAAUGUUAAUGACCUCGUAUGCUUGGAUUGUGAUUAAUCGUGAUUACGUUUUUUUAUUACUGGGACAUUUGAAUCUGAAAUAUAGAUGGAGCCAGGCUUAGAUUUCUUGCUUCGUUUUUCAUGUUCAUAUUAGAUACUAAGAAAUAUACAGAGGAGAUUUUGGAUAUCUUAUUUAGCUUUUGAGUAAACUAAUGCUGAAACAUUGCCUACAAAGUUACAUUUCACCUCAUUAUCUGUAGUUAAAACUUUCAUAACUUAGAAUUAGCUAUCCAAAAAUGACUCUGUGCAUUUCGUCAAAAGGAUGAUCCUUAUGUCCCUGGGGUAAAAUACAUUUUGAGAAAACAGCCCUUGAAGUUACAAUGUCCAAUAUACAGUUGUCAGGACUAGCAAGGCCUCCUCUGCUGGCCUAAACAUGUUCAGAAACGUGAAUUUAUUUUAUUUUCAUGAAUAUGUAAAGAAAAAUAUUCUCUAUUCUCUUUAUGACAUAUUAUAUCCACUUCGUUGAGUGGCUUCCAAUGUUGUUUAUUGUGGUAAAGCUUUUAUCCAAUUAUAUUUCAGCUUGUGUUAAUUUUCCUGAGGCCUUCAGAGUAAACAGAGCAGGCCCCGCCCACUGUAAGACACAGACACAGUCAGUUUCAAUAGACAAUCAGAUUUCGAUUCUGCAUUCCAGGGCCAACUAGAAGGUCCUACGCAAACUGCACAUGUACAUGUCCUGUGAUUGGAUAUGCAUACGCAUUGGGUACAACGUGAAAGGUGGCAGUUUGCAGAAUGUCAAACUAAAUCCAGAAAUCCUACAGCUAUUGCUAUUGGAGUAUUUUUAACCCAUAAUGGCUGAACAAGGAGAAGAGAUUGAUCUGGUUGCAGAUAUACAUUCAAUGCCAUUUUCAAGACGGGCCUUUCACAAAAAGCUGGAUAUUAUCUGAAGAGAUCAGCCAACCCCUGCGCUAGCUAACCUGCAUUAAAAUCUUUAUUUGUAUUGUUAUUUGUAUUGUUGCUUUUUGACCUAACCUUUGUAAUACCAUCUGUUGUUAUGUAUGGGUGUAUCUUUUGUUUGUGCGUGUAGCGGCCCCCAACCACGUCGAUUAGACUAAACGGGUAUGAUUGUUUUGGUGGUAUAAAUACACUGUAUGUAUUUUCAAUUGUCAGCUGGGGUUGAGACGAUACUACUGGGGAGAACAGCUCUUUGAUGACUGUGCACAAUUGAUUCAAUAAACCAGACUUUUUGAUUCAAGAC
Messenger RNA from Periophthalmus magnuspinnatus, 3155 nucleotides. Its product is annotated as cytochrome P450 2K1-like. Gene Ontology annotation, cellular component: cytoplasm; intracellular membrane-bounded organelle. Gene Ontology annotation, molecular function: heme binding; oxidoreductase activity, acting on paired donors, with incorporation or reduction of molecular oxygen, reduced flavin or flavoprotein as one donor, and incorporation of one atom of oxygen; iron ion binding. Gene Ontology annotation, biological process: xenobiotic metabolic process. The coding region runs from base 13 to 1512 and encodes 499 amino acids. NCBI's taxonomy places the organism in Eukaryota, Metazoa, Chordata, Actinopteri, Gobiiformes, Gobiidae. The record is from RefSeq and is a predicted model, not a curated record. The transcript is spliced from 9 exons.